ACCACGCGACAGUACUUCAACUGGUCUCGUUGAUUUCAGUUCUGCUGUUCGAUGUUACUUUUGAUUUUUUUUUUUCGGUAUAUGACUUAAGUUCUAAUGUUACAGUAGUGAAAAAUAUUAAAGUAAAUAAAUACAUUUUUGACUUUUAAAAUGUUUUCAAAAUCACUUCAGUUAGUAUUGUGUUUAACCAUAAUUUUUAACGAAUGUGGAGCUCUAACAGUAUCAAGAAAUGCAGAAUUUCCACCUUUAUUUCAAUCGACAUGGGGGUACAUGGAAGAAACUUUAGAAUGGGAAGCAAAGGAACCCAUAAAUAUAGAAAAAGUUUUUUCAGAAUAUGACUUUAUCGUAAUUGGUGCUGGAAGUGCUGGAGCAGUAGUAGCUAGUAGAUUGUCCGAAAUUAGAAAAUGGAAGGUAUUAUUAAUCGAAGCUGGAAAAAAAGCAAUACAUUUUAUGGAUGUACCCAUAACAUCUCAAUUGUUACAAGCCUCGGAAUACAACUGGAAGUAUAGGACUAUACCAAUGAAUACAUCUUGCUUAAGUUUCGAAGAACAACGUUGUAAAUUUCCCAGAGGAAAAGUAAUGGGCGGUAGUAGUGUAUUGAACUACAUGAUAUAUACACGUGGUAAUAAAAAGGAUUACGAUAAUUGGGCAAACAUGGGUAAUGCAGGAUGGAGCAACGAUGACGUAAUGAAGUAUUUUCUUAAAUCAGAAAACGCUAACCUAUCUACCUCUGAUGUGAACUAUCAUAGGUAUAAUGGGUUGUUGUCAGUGACAGACGUACCGUUUAGGACACCCAUAGCAAAAGCUUUUGUGGAUUCUGGAUCACAGAUAGGACUGCCCGUCAUCGAUUUGAAUGGGAAAAACCAAAUCGGGAUUAAUUAUAUACAGGCUACCAUGAAGAAAGGCCGUCGUUAUAGUACAAAUACAGCUUUUUUGUUUCCAGCUAGAAAGAGAUCGAACUUACACGUGAAAAAGCAAAGUACAGUAACACGAAUAAUGAUAGAAAAGGAUACAAAAAAGACAAUAGGAGUGGAAUUUGUAUCGAACCGUAAAAAAUAUAGAGUGUAUGCACGCAAAGAAGUGAUUGUUUCUGGCGGAACUAUAAACUCGCCACAGUUACUCAUGUUAUCGGGGAUCGGACCGAAAGAACAUCUGAAAGACAUAAAAAUCCCGUUGAUAAAAGACUUGCCGGUUGGUGAAAAUUUGAUGGAUCACGUGGCACUGGGAGGUUUGAGCGUUUUGGUAAACGAUACCAUCUCAUUGAAAACCGAACGGUUACUGAAAAAUCCGUUUAAUAUGUACGACUAUACGGCGAAUAACAACGGUCCGUAUACAAUACCGGGCGGUGCGGAAGCCUUAGCGUUUUUCGAUUUAGACCGACCGGGAUUCCAGGACGGACACCCGAACUUGGAACUGCUAUUAAUUUCGGGCCUAUUUUCAGACAACGAUUACACACAUAGGCUGUUCGGUUUGAAAUCCGAAAUCUACGAUAAAGUAUACAGGAAAACCGAAAACAUGGAUGGCUUUACGGUGUUUCCGAUGAUUAUGCGACCGAAGAGUAAGGGCCGCCUGUGGCUAAAAGACGCAAACCCGGCCCACUAUCCACUGAUCGAUCCCAAUUACUUUGCGGACGAAGCGGACUUGGACGUGGCCGUAGCCGGGGUGCGGAUUUUCCAACAGAUGUUGAAAACCGACGCGAUGAAGAAGCUCAACGCCACGUUGUUCGACACCCCGUUGCCCGGUUGCGCCCGGCACAAGUUCGAUUCCGACGCGUACUGGAAGUGCUCGGCGAGACAAAUAAGUUUCACCAUCUAUCACUUGUCGGGCACGUGCAAAAUGGGACCGGUGGGUGACCCCACGGCUGUGGUGGAUCCCAGAUUGCGCGUACACGGCGUAAAAGGCCUGAGAGUCAUCGACGCGUCGAUAAUGCCGGAAGUACCGGCAGCGCACAUCAACGCUCCGACGAUUAUGAUCGGCGAAAAGGGCGCGGAUAUGAUUAAAGAAGACUGGGGUAUUAGAAUAUAGUACUGAUUGUAUCAUAGAUUGAUUAGUCAAAUUUGUUGUACAUACCUACUUCAUUAUCAUUUAAACAAUUAAUGUGUUCAAUCGUCCUCGAAUAGUGUAUACAUACCUAUUUUGUAAUUUUAUGCGACUACUAUAGAUACCUGUCUUUUCCUAAGAGAAACAACUUUUAAUAAUAAUCGUAAUACCCGGUAUCCGGGUGGCUGAUUUAACUGAUAUACGCUAUAUAGUACCUACAUACUUGUAUUAUAUACUCGUACAACGAAAUACCUACAACAAACAAGCAGACCAAUGUUUUAUUAUUUAUUAUACAGAAUACGGCUUGAGUGCCUUGAUCGGUUAUAGUAUAUGCUCGUGAUGUAUCAAGGCUCACAGCAUUCAACAAACCCGUUUUAAUUUAAAUCGAUCCGUAUUUAAUAUAAUUAUAUUCAGAUCAGUAGAAUAGUAGAUACAUGCGAUUUUAAAACAAAGGCUUUCUAUAUCUAGACGUAUCUCAUAAUUGACGAAAAAUUAUUCACAAAAAUGUAAAUAACAAUAAUUAGUCUUUGUUUUUAAAGUAAAGUUUUUUUACGUCAAUUCUCAUAUUAUCUUCAAAUGUGCAUUUGUACUAUAUCUAAUACCUAGGACUAGUCUAAAAUUACAAAAUCCAAUUAAAACAUUAUAAAAUUUUCAAUUUCGAAAAACUCGUGUCUAAUAAAAAUCAAUGCUUUUAUGGCACAAGUUUUUAAUACUGUCUAUAUAGAGUUAAAAUGUUGCACAGAUAUUUUUUCUGAGUAUUUAAACCGAUUUAAAGUGUGUAACCGAACAUUUCAAAACCAAAUACUAAAAAUCAAUAUGCAUUAUUUACUAUAAAUUGGUCAACUGAAACUACAUUUUAUUUUUAAGAAAUAACUUAAAAUUUUUUUCUAAAUUAAAGCUAAAAACGCACAAACAUUGCAUUAUAUAAUUCAAACAUUGUAUCAUAAUUGACAAACUAUGACCAUGCCGACCACGGAAUUGAGAACAAUUUUUCAGCAUAUAAAAUAAUUAUUAUUAUACAUAUAUAUUGUAUGUAACUAUAAUUUAAAUAAUUGCAUUGUUAUUUUUCUGUAGACUUAUAUUUAUAAAUUGAUAUUUGUCGACUAUUGCCUCUAAAUUAUUGAAAGUUACCUGUCGCACACUGUAAGUUAGGUCUUUUAUUUAUUUCAAUAAUAUAACAACAAAACUUUAUUAGUUCUGAUCAGUUAAUCAGUACCAACUAAAGAGUUUCUUCACUACUAAUGAACAACAUUUAUUACAGCUACAGCCUUUGAAAUUAAGUUUUAAAAAACUGCUUUAUCAUCAAAAUUAAAAACUAAGAUCUAAGAUGAUGUGUCGUCUCUGUUUUACAAGUACGUAAAAUAGCAAAUUAUGCUCAGCAGAUCAUAUUUAGCUCCGUUAGUUUAAAAAUUAGAGUGUAUCGAUCUACUAUGAAACUUGAUGGUAAGACAAUUAUCCGUGUUUUUAUAUUGGUUAUUUACGAUAGUUCAAUUUUUUAGCAAGUUAUGCGUAUAUAACAUAGUGUAAAUAAAAAAUGCUCAUAACUCACUUAAAAACUCAAUAAUCGUAUAAAACCAACAUACAAACACAGAUAAUGUUCUUACUAUGUAUUAAGUUUCAUAAUAGGUCGAUUCAAUCUAAACUAACGGAGCUAAACGUGAUCUGCUGAGUAUAAAUUUGCUAUGUUUCGUACUUGUAAGACGAAGACAACACAUGCGGGUGUUACGGCUUCUUAAUUCAUUACCUAUGUUAAACAUGUAAAAUAUAAAUAAUUAUUCUUUUGAAUAACUGAAUCCAUAA
Molecule: messenger RNA, 3840 nt
Organism: Rhopalosiphum maidis (corn leaf aphid)
Lineage: Eukaryota; Metazoa; Arthropoda; Insecta; Hemiptera; Aphididae
Product: glucose dehydrogenase [FAD, quinone]-like
Molecular function (GO): flavin adenine dinucleotide binding; oxidoreductase activity, acting on CH-OH group of donors
Source: RefSeq, a predicted model, not a curated record